AUGAAUAUAUCCAUUGCUAAUGUGACAGGAGUUCCAGAUUAUCGGGAUUCCUUCACCAAGGCUGUGAUUAAGAAUGUUAUUGUUGUGGUUCUUAGCAUUUCCAUCAACUAUAUCAAUGCAGGACUCAUUCAUACGUUCUGCGGAAACCAGAUCUUCAACACAAAUCCCCGAUACAUCCUGUUUGUUCACUUGGUGAUCAAUGACAUGAUCCAAGUAACGCUGACUGUUGCACUGUUCAUCAUUAGCUAUAUCCUCUACAAGAUCCAUGUAUUUGUCUGUUGCAUCUUAAUACUGAUUGCCCUCUUCACCACUGAAAACACCCCGCUGAACCUGGCCUGCAUGGCAAUGGAGUGCUACAUCGCCAUCUGCAUCCCCCUCCGCCACGCUCAGAUCUGCACAAUCAAGAGAAUGAGGCUGCUGAUCUCUUUAAUCUGGAUCACCAGCUUGGUGUCUGUUCUCCCUGAUCUCUUCAUUACCUUGGCCACGGAGCCACUGGACUAUUUUAAUACGCGAGUGUUUUGCCUUAGGGAAACUGCUUUUCGAAGUCCAAGAAUCAUAGAGAGAAGAAAUAUUACUUAUAUUGUAUAUCUGGUUCUCGUUUGGUGCAUUAUUUUUUUCAUUUAUUUCCGCAUAAUGUUUACGGCAAGAAUAGCAAGUAGACAUGCUAAAAAGGCGAGGAACACAGUCCUCCUUCACGGGCUUCAGCUUCUUUUGUGCAUGGCAACAUAUGCAGAACACCUGGUGAAACAGGCUGUGUUGCAAUGGCUUCCUAAGUAUUACUCAGAUUCUCUGUUUGUUUGUUAUAUAAUUUUCCAAAUACUACCAAGAUCUAUUAGUUCACUUAUCUAUGGCAUAAGGGACAAAACCUUCAGGAAGCACCUAAAAAGGUAUUUACUAUGCAAGGUGAGCCUACACUGAUAUGAAUAGGGUAUAUAUAUGUCUCCAGUUUUUUCAGUCUUUUCGUGUGACCUGUAUUAAAUCUCAAAAUAACUUACUAAAACACUGUCAACUUUUCUAAGACAAUAAUGCGAAUUGCAUUGUCAAAUGUCAGAUUUAUUUUAUAAC
Molecule: messenger RNA, 1065 nt
Organism: Poecilia reticulata (guppy)
Lineage: Eukaryota; Metazoa; Chordata; Actinopteri; Cyprinodontiformes; Poeciliidae
Product: odorant receptor 131-2-like
Biological process (GO): G protein-coupled receptor signaling pathway; detection of chemical stimulus involved in sensory perception of smell
Cellular component (GO): membrane
Molecular function (GO): odorant binding; olfactory receptor activity; G protein-coupled receptor activity
Source: RefSeq, a predicted model, not a curated record